AUGACCCCAGGUUAUCCUGAGCAAGUGCUGAAAAGCUGCCAGACGGGGCCCAUUGCGACAGCAGAAGCGGCGGCGCAGACGGGCACGAAGCGGGAGGCCGGCGUGCAGACGGAGCAGGGCGCAGGUGCUGCCCGGGACUCCCUGCAAGAGGGGCCCGCGGACGCCGCUCGCCUGCUGGCCUUCCUGCAGAGAGUGGAGGACACCGUUAUCAAGGAGCUCAGUAAGAACUGCAGGAGCCAUGCCUUCGAUGGCUUCGAAGUGAACUGGACAGAUCAGAAUGACACAGUGUUGUGCUUGCACACGUUGUCAUACCCAGAGGCUCAGCAUCGAAAGCUGCAGGUCACCGGUGUCUCGUGGAACGUGACGGGGGCCGUCGUUGCGUGCUCGUACGGCCGGUUGGAUGAUGGGGACUGGAGCACAGAAAAAUCCUAUGUUUGUACGUGGAACCUGGACAGAAGAGGGUUGAACCCACAACGCCCUGACCUGGUGGUGGAUGUUCCCAGCUCGGUCAUGUGCCUGGCUUUCCAUCCCUCCCAGCCUUCGCUGGUGGCUGGUGGCCUUUUCAGUGGAGAAGUGGUGGUGUGGGACACCAGCAGAACAGAAGACCCCCUGAUCUGGAGGACGGGCAUGACAGACGAUACACACACGGAUCCAGUCUAUCAGGUUAACUGGUUACCAGCCGGGAAGCACAGGAACCACUUUCAGCUCUUGAGCGCAUCCACAGAUGGAAAGAUCCUGGUGUGGCGAGAGGAGCGCGACGGCCGGCUGGUCUUGGCCGAAGGAUUCGCCCUUGUGGCUCAGCAGAUCCCUUGCAGCAUUCGGCUCAAGAAGCUCGUGUGGGGAGAGACAGCCGUGGGCGUCACGUCGCUCUCUUUUUCGCACUUUGAUCCGUGCGUGUUCGUUGUCGGCGUGGAAGGCGGCUUUGCCCUGCAGUGCUCCACGGCAGCCAGGACUGAGGCUCUGCAGCGACCAGGCCGCUCCCUGCCCCUCAGGGCCCCGGCAGAACUCGCCUUCUCCCCGCACGGUGGCCCCCUCUACUCCGUGAGCUGCUCGCCCUUCCACAGGAAUCUCUUUCUGAGCUGUGGGACUGAUGGACACGUUCACUUACAUUCCCUGCUGCAGGCGCAGCCCCUCAUUUCUGUUCAGUUAUCAAAAAAAUACCUCUUCUGUGUAUGCUGGUCUCCAGUGCGACCACUGGUCUUCGCAGCAGCUUCUGGGGAAGGAGAGGUGCAGCUGUUUGACUUGGAGAAGAGUACCCAGAAAGCUGCCGUUUCCAUAAAGCAGACCCCAGGCGAGAGCCCUGUCUACUGUUUGGAAUUCAACCUCCGGCAGCCUCAGCUCUUGGCAGCAGGAGACGCCACCGGUGCCGUCAAAGUCUGGCAGCUCAGUUCUGACUUCACGGAGCAGGGACCCAGGGAAAUGAAGCACCUGGAGCAGCUGGCAAGCGAGGUCACCGACUGAAAGAGCAACGUAACCGGGUGCUGGAAGCCUCUUCCAACUCUGACUCCAGAAAAAG
This is a messenger RNA of Tinamus guttatus (white-throated tinamou), 1516 nucleotides long. The record is from RefSeq and is a predicted model, not a curated record. Lineage: Eukaryota; Metazoa; Chordata; Aves; Tinamiformes; Tinamidae.